This is a messenger RNA of Cricetulus griseus (Chinese hamster), 792 nucleotides long. Lineage: Eukaryota; Metazoa; Chordata; Mammalia; Rodentia; Cricetidae. The record is from RefSeq and is a predicted model, not a curated record.
AUAGGGAAGGAGCAUGUUGGCUUGAAGGCUGUGACUGAGAUACUCCAGGAUAUCCAGUAUAAGGGAAAAUCCAAAACAAUACCCUGCUUUAAUCCUAACACUUUAUUACCAGACCCUCUUCUUCGGGAUUACUGGGUCUACGAAGGCUCUCUCACCAUCCUACCUUGCAGUGAAGGAGUUACCUGGAUAUUAUUCCGCUACCCCUUAACCAUAUCCCAGCUGCAGAUAGAAGAAUUUCGAAGGCUGAGGACACAUGUUAAGGGGGCAGAACUUGUAGAAGGCUGUGAUGGGAUUUUGGGAGACAAUUUCCGACCUACCCAGCCCCUGAGUGACAGAGUCAUUCGAGCCGCAUUUCAGUAGGCAGAGACACUGUGAUCAAGCUCAUCUGUAUCAGGGUAUGUGAGAUUAGACAAGGAAACGAAUGACCUUAACCCAAGCAUCCAGAAAUCACUCUGUACCCUGACUGCUGGAAUAUGCAUCAUUUUAAUAUGUUUAUGAUGCAUUCUCACACCCCACUAAUGGCAAGUCAGGUGGUCCUUUUCGUUUCAUGUUAUAUUAAAAAAAAAUCUAUGGCUCACUUAUUUUCCACUUGUACAUCCCUAAUCCCACUUUCUGCUUUAGUGGUAGCUUUCAUAAGGAAAGGUAUGUAGUGUGCAUAGGCAGGGAUUUUCAGCGGUCUCUUUCUUUAGUAUUCACCUUUUCAUCUCCUGAAGAUGCAAUCAAGGAUCUUUCUGCGAUCAAGGAACAUGAAUGGAAAGAAGCUUAAAAGAAUGAGCCUUCCUGCUUAUCACU